UCCUUUAUCUAUAGGAUUUAUCUAACCUAGACAUCUCUUACCCACAACCUACCCUGUUCUGAGAAUGCUGAACCAACACAUAAGCAAUCAACGUGGACUACUUGAUCAUCACAUCAAAUCACAGUCUCAUUAAUCACAACCGUCAAAGAUCACUCAACACCUUUCCCAAGUCCAAUACCAAUAUCCCAAAUCCACGUUUCAUAAAUCAUACCCGCUCGCACCAGAUCAUUUUUCCUCUUAAAACUCGUAAAAUACAGCCAAAUCUUUUAAAUCGUCGAUUAUCCAGAAAAUUUUCGUUCUUCUUCAAAUAUGGCACCCAUGAGGGGCAUUCUUAACCUUCGAAGAAUAGGAUUGUUACAGCGACAAUCUGAUUACUGGGGUGCAGGUUGUAGCAGAGGUUUCAAUACCCAGGCUGCUUCAACAUCCGCUACCCCUCAGCCUCCACCCCCUCCACCUCCUCCAGAAAAGACUCAUUUUGGUGGCCUCAAAGAUGAGGAUCGCAUUUUUACUAAUUUAUAUGGGCUGCAUGAUCCAUUUCUCAAAGGUGCUAUGAAACGUGGUGAUUGGCAUAGAACAAAGGACUUGGUUUUGAAGGGUUCUGAUUGGAUAGUCAAUGAAAUGAAAAAGUCUGGUCUACGUGGACGUGGUGGCGCUGGUUUUCCAUCAGGUCUCAAAUGGUCGUUCAUGCCAAAAGCUUCUGAUGGCCGUCCCUCGUACCUUGUAGUUAAUGCUGAUGAGAGUGAACCUGGAACCUGCAAGGAUAGAGAAAUUAUGAGACAUGACCCCCACAAACUGCUCGAGGGAUGCCUAAUUGCUGGAGUAGGAAUGAGGGCCAGGGCUGCUUAUAUAUAUAUAAGAGGUGAAUACGUGAAUGAGCGUUUGAAUUUGCAGAAGGCGAGGAAAGAAGCUUAUGAAGCUGGACUCUUGGGUAAGAAUGCUUGUGGUUCCGGUUAUGAUUUUGACGUCCACAUCCAUUUUGGUGCUGGUGCUUACAUAUGUGGUGAAGAGACUGCACUCUUGGAGAGUCUUGAAGGGAAGCAAGGAAAACCCAGAUUGAAGCCCCCGUUCCCCGCAAAUGCUGGUCUUUAUGGAUGUCCUACAACUGUCACAAAUGUGGAAACUGUUGCUGUAUCCCCAACCAUUCUAAGGCGUGGCCCCGAAUGGUUUGCUAGUUUUGGAAGGAAGAAUAAUUCAGGGACUAAACUCUUCUGUAUAUCUGGUCAUGUCAACAAGCGUUGCACGGUUGAAGAGGAAAUGAGCAUCCCAUUGAAGGAAUUAAUUGAAAGACACUGUGGUGGAGUGCGAGGCGGAUGGGACAAUCUACUUGCUGUGAUUCCCGGGGGUUCUUCUGUCCCCUUGCUUCCUAAACACUUGUGCGAUGACGUGCUGAUGGAUUUUGAUGCCCUUAAGGCCGUUCAAUCUGGUUUGGGGACUGCAGCUGUGAUUGUGAUGGAUAAAUCAACUGAUGUUGUGGACGCAAUAGCAAGGUUAUCUUAUUUCUACAAGCACGAGAGUUGUGGUCAAUGCACUCCAUGCAGGGAAGGAACAGGAUGGCUGUGGAUGAUUAUGGAGAGGUUAAAAGUUGGGAAUGCUAAGUUGGAGGAAAUCGAUAUGCUUCAAGAGUUGACGAAGCAGAUUGAGGGGCAUACUAUUUGUGCUUUGGGUGAUGCUGCCGCAUGGCCGGUGCAGGGUCUUAUUAGACACUUCCGGCCAGAGCUAGAAAGAAGAAUCAAAGAACAUGCAGCCAAGGAGUUGCUUGAAGCUGAAAAACGAGGUCUACUCGAAGCUACUGCAUAGAUUGUCUUACGCAGGUAUUCCUAUUAUUGAAAAAAGAGACUCUUAAGGCAUUGCCCUCUUAAGUAUACUUCAGGAGGUAGCUCAUUGUUGGUUUAAGGCAAUGCAAAAGUUUUCUCAGAUCAUGCUUGUAGGCUAUAGCAGCUGUCUGACCCGCAAUGUCGUAUUGUAUGAACAUGCUCUUCCUAAGAUAUUUUGUAUGCACUUGGUCCGUGAGACUCCCAAAACGAAACCCCCUUCAAGGGGAAUCUCGGGAUCCUGACAUUUGUUACUUUUGUAUUACCAGUUUGAACUGUAAUAUGAGACUGAUUCAAAUACCUUUUGAGAACCUUACAACCUGUUAUAAGUUUAUCCAUCUUUUUGCCAUGGCUCA
Amaranthus tricolor (Joseph's coat) is the source of this 2167-nucleotide messenger RNA. Its product is annotated as NADH dehydrogenase [ubiquinone] flavoprotein 1, mitochondrial-like. The coding region runs from base 310 to 1797 and encodes 495 amino acids. The transcript has 3 exons. Gene Ontology annotation, biological process: mitochondrial electron transport, NADH to ubiquinone. The record is from RefSeq and is a predicted model, not a curated record. Gene Ontology annotation, molecular function: NAD binding; FMN binding; 4 iron, 4 sulfur cluster binding. Lineage: Eukaryota; Viridiplantae; Streptophyta; Magnoliopsida; Caryophyllales; Amaranthaceae.